AUGGGAGACGGCGAGGCCAGGGAGCGGACGGGACAGCGUCCGCGUGGCCAGGGCAGAGGAGGAGCGCGCGGCGGCCGGGCGGAGCGGAGCGGGCGCGACCGUGGACGCCCGCCUGGACGGCGCGGCCGGGACGGAGGAGGAGGACCGCGCGUUCCUCGACGGGGGAACGCCCUGGGCCUGCGCUACGGCGCGUGGGUGGUGGUCACCGGCGCCACCGACGGCAUUGGCCGCGCGCUGGCGCUCGAGCUCGCGCGCAGGGGGCUCCACCUCGUCCUCGUCGGCCGGAACCCCGCCAAGCUGUCCAGCGGCAGCUCCUUCGCGCGCUCCACAGGCACGACUGGCGGCGGCCAGGGCGCCAUGGGCGGCCCCGGCACCGGGCGCGCCGGCCAGCGGCGGCCAGGGUGGGAGGCCGGGCGGCGCGUGGGACGGCCGGGCUGGUCGGGGCGUGGCGUGCCGGGCGUCCCCCCUCCCCCCGUCUUCUCCUCCUCCUCUCCGUCCUCGUCGGCGGUGGUCACGGAGGGCGCACGCGGCAGGCGCGGGCGCGGCCAUGGGCGCGAGCAACAUGGCGCGGGUGGCGAGCAGCGGCGGCCAUCGGAGGCGAGGACGGGCUGCUGGAAGGACGGGGUGGCGCAGUGGGGGCAGCAGCGGCCUCGCUUGGGGGUGGACACGGCUGGAAAAAUUGUCAUUCCCGGGCCAAAAUCUUCGCCGGCAGCCUCUCAGGCGGCGAAAAAAAUGCCUUCUGAGGGCCUCAACGGCUGGAGAUGCUCUUAG
Molecule: messenger RNA, 771 nt
Organism: Aegilops tauschii subsp. strangulata
Lineage: Eukaryota; Viridiplantae; Streptophyta; Magnoliopsida; Poales; Poaceae
Source: RefSeq, a predicted model, not a curated record